AUGAAAGGUUUCACUUACCUUACCACCGCCUUUCUAGCCAUUCUACCUGCCCUUGCUAUCCCAACGGGAUCAACCCUACAGAAAAAGGCAGACUCGAGUAAAGUCGGCUAUUUGGCUGUCUACUGGACAACUGCGGACGAGAGCGUGUAUUUUGCCCUCAGCAGCAACGAUGACGCUCUAGGGUUCAAGGCUAUCAACGGAAACAAACCGAUUUUGUCGCCUACGCUUGGGACAAAGGCCGUCAGGGACACAUCAAUUAUUACCGGACAAGGUGAAAACGCAGGAAAAUUCUAUAUCUUAGGCACUGAUCUGAACAUUGAUGAGGUAUGCACAACUUGGGACGCUAGCGCUCGCACCGGAUCUCGCGGAAUAUUUGUUUGGGAGAGCACAGAUCUGGUCACCUGGACAAAUGAGCGGCUGGUGACAGUUGAGGAUGAAACGGCCGGAAUGGCCUGGGCUCCCGAUGCGUAUUGGGAUUCCUCCAAAGGACAAUACUUUGUCCACUGGGCUGCGCAAUUGUUCUCUGCAGAUGACACCGACCACACCGGCGCGCCUACCCUAAACACCAGUAUGCGGUAUUCCUACACUAGCGACUUCAAGACCUUUACCAAACCAGAGACAUAUGUGUCACUCGGUGACACCGGUGUAAUUGACAUGGCUUUGCUCAAAGACGAUAACACGCUCACCCGAUUCUACGUUGUCGAAGGGGUUCCAGUGCAACAGACCAGUACCAACGGACUUUUUGGUGAUUGGACUACGGUCAAAGGAACGAUUGAGGCUGGCUCUGGUUAUGAGGCGCCGUAUCCAUUCUGGGAUAAUGUGCAAAAUGGGUUGGCAUAUCUUCUCUGUGAUAAGUUGGGCAGUGAUGCUGGAAUCCACGCAUGGCAGUCCAACGAUCAGACUUCCGGUACAUUUACCGUGAAUAACACCCACGACUUGAGUUUCAUGCGGCAUUUGUCAGUUCUGCCAGUGAACCAGGCUCAAUACGAUGCAUUGUCGGCAUUAUAG
Penicillium egyptiacum is the source of this 1008-nucleotide messenger RNA. NCBI's taxonomy places the organism in Eukaryota, Fungi, Ascomycota, Eurotiomycetes, Eurotiales, Aspergillaceae. The record is from the annotation of a GenBank genome assembly.